This is a messenger RNA of Cercocebus atys (sooty mangabey), 4589 nucleotides long. RefSeq names its product ALG13, UDP-N-acetylglucosaminyltransferase subunit (gene ALG13). The transcript has 28 exons. The record is from RefSeq and is a predicted model, not a curated record. Gene Ontology annotation, molecular function: hexosyltransferase activity; cysteine-type deubiquitinase activity. Lineage: Eukaryota; Metazoa; Chordata; Mammalia; Primates; Cercopithecidae. The coding region runs from base 808 to 3939 and encodes 1043 amino acids. Gene Ontology annotation, biological process: protein deubiquitination; dolichol-linked oligosaccharide biosynthetic process.
CCUUAGCUGGCUCCUGCCUACGCCCGGCGGGGCCCUUCGGCUACCCAGCUACUCGGGGUCGCAUGUUUCCUCUUCCCAUUUACCCAGGCCGUUCCUUUCCCUCAUUUCUUCGUCUCCUUUCCCGGGCUUCCCCCGCGCUGUAUUCUCCGCCUCCGCGUCCUCCGCCCCUCCUUCCAACGGCUCCGCCCCUCCGAGCCCGGGUUUUCCACCGGGCUAGGCAGUUUCUCCUCAGCCCCCCUGUGGACCGCGCGUCGGCGCCGGCGUCUCAGUCAGCCGAGCUCGCCUCAGAGCCCGGCUCCUUCCCCUCAGCGCUUGACCGGAGCCCGCGCGGUUCCCCUCAGCGCGCGUGGUCCCCUCAGGGCUCCCGGUUCUCGCAGUUCAGCAAGUGAGGCAGAACGGGUAGUCCCUGGGUUCCCCCCGAGUGUGCGACUCCUUUUCCAAAGUCUUUUCCUGCUGUGGCUUUCGCGGGACUCUGCGAGCUGGGUCGCUUAGAUUCACGAGUGCUCGGGAGGUUCCUCGUCGGGCCCCGGACCGGAGAAUACGUUAGUUUUGAAAACUAAGUGAAAUUGGCCACAGAAAAUCGAGAGCCUCGGUUACAACCGACUUAUCCUGCAAAUUGGUAGAGGAACGGUGGUACCUGAACCCUUCAGUACUGAGUCGUUUACUCUGGAUGUUUACAGGUACAAGGAUUCCUUGAAAGAAGACAUCCAGAAAGCAGAUCUUGUUAUUAGUCACGCAGGUGCAGGAAGCUGUUUGGAGGCUCUGGAAAAAGGAAAGCCACUCGUAGUGGUCAUAAACGAAAAGUUGAUGAACAAUCAUCAGCUGGAACUGGCAAAGCAGCUACACAAAGAGGGUCAUCUCUUUUAUUGUACCUGCAGGGUCCUGACUUGUCCUGGGCAAGCCAAGUCCAUUGCUUCUGCUCCUGGGAAGUGCCAAGAUUCUGCAGCGCUGACUUCAACUGCCUUCUCAGGCCUAGACUUUGGGCUGCUUUCCGGAUACCUGCAUAAGCAAGCCCUUGUUACUGCUACCCAUCCUACCUGCACCCUGCUUUUUCCCUCUUGCCACACUUUUUUUCCUCUCCCUCUCACCCCCACCCUGUACAAAAUGCAUAAAGGAUGGAAAAACUACUGCAGCCAGAAGUCUUUGAAUGAGGCAUCAAUGGAUGAAUAUUUAGGCAGCUUAGGGCUGUUUCGAAAGCUGACUGCCAAGGAUGCCUCUUGCCUCUUUCGGGCUAUUUCGGAGCAGUUGUUUUGCAGCCAGGUCCAUCAUUUGGAAAUCAGGAAGGCUUGUGUCUCAUAUAUGAGGGAAAAUCAACAAACUUUUGAGUCUUAUGUGGAGGGAUCUUUUGAGAAAUACCUGGAACGGUUGGGAGAUCCCAAGGAAAGUGCUGGCCAGCUGGAAAUAAGAGCUCUUUCUCUAAUUUAUAAUCGGGAUUUCAUUCUUUAUCGCUUUCCUGGAAAACCUCCAACUUAUGUCACAGAUAAUGGCUAUGAAGACAAGAUUCUACUCUGCUAUUCAAAUAGUGGUCACUACGAUUCUGUGUACUCAAAACAAUUUCAGUCAAGUGCAGCUGUUUGUCAGGCUGUAUUGUAUGAAAUUCUCUAUAAAGAUGUGUUUGUUGUGGAUGAAGAGGAGUUGAAAACUGCGAUUAAAUUGUUUCGAAGUGGUUCUAAGAAGAACAGAAAUAAUGCUGUGACUGGAAGUGAGGAUGUCCAUACUGAUUACAAGAGUUCAAAUCAGAAUAGGAUGGAAGAGUGGGGUGCCUGCUACAAUGCUGAAAAUAUACCAGAGAGCUACAAUAAAGGAACAGAAGAAACAAAGUCUCCAGAAAAUCCAUCAAAGAUGCCCUUCCCCUAUAAGGUGCUCAAAGCCCUGGAUCCGGAAAUCUAUCGUAAUGUAGAGUUUGAUGUUUGGUUGGACAGCAGAAAAGAACUUCAAAAAUCUGAUUACAUGGAGUAUGCUGGGAGACAGUACUAUUUGGGAGACAAGUGUCAGGUUUGCUUGGAAUCAGAUGGAAGAUAUUAUAAUGCUCAUAUCCAGGAAGUUGGAAAUGAGAACAAUUCAGUAACAGUCUUCAUUGAAGAAUUGGCAGAAAAGCAUGUUGUUCCACUGGCUAACUUAAAACCAGUUACCCAAGUGAUGCCUGUUCCUGCCUGGAAUGCUAUGCCCAGUCGGAAAGGAAGAGGUUAUCAGAAAAUGCCUGGGGGAUAUGUCCCAGAAAUAGUUAUAUCAGAGAUGGACAUAAAGCAACAGAAGAAGAUGUUCAAGAAAAUUCGAGGAAAAGAAGUUUACAUGACUAUGGCUUAUGGCAAGGGAGAACCUCUCCUCCCACCCAGGCUACAACACAGUAUGCAUUAUGGGCAUGAUCCUCCAAUGCACUACUCACAGACAGCUGGCAAUGUUAUGUCUAAUGAACAUUUUCAUCCUCAACAUCCAUCUCCGAGACAAGGUCGGGGAUAUGGGAUGCCCAGGAAUUCAUCUCGGUUUAUAAACAGGCACAACAUGCCGGGCCCUAAAGUUGAUUUUUACCCAGGCCCAGGUAAAAGGUGCUGCCAGAGCUAUGAUAACUUCUCUUAUAGAUCUCGUUCAUUUAGACGUAGUCACCGCCAGAUGAGUUGUAUGAACAAGGAGUCCCAGUAUGGAUUUGCCCCAGGGAAUGGACAGAUGCCCAGGGGCUUAGAAGAAACUAUUACUUUUUAUGAAGUUGAAGAAGGGGAUGAGACUGCUUAUCCAGCUUUACCUAAUCAUGGAGGUCCCUCUACAAUGGUUCCUGCUACUUCAGGAUACUGUGUUGGAAGGCGGGGACAUAGCUCAGGCAAACAGACUUUGAAUUUAGAGGAGGGCAAUGGCCAGAGUGAAAAUGGGGGAUAUCAUGAAGAAUAUCUUUAUCGUGCAGAGCCAGACUAUGAAACUUCAGGUGUUUAUAGCACAACUGCAUCUACAGCAAACUUGGGGCUUUGGCUAUACUUGAACACAGACUUUGGAAUUGUCCAUGUUAAGUGGGGCUCACCUUUUCACAGUAAGGACACAGUUACCUCGUACAACUACCCCCAGAAGGUGAUGGGAAAUAUUGCAGCAGUUGCAGCUUCCUGUGCCAAUAAUGUUCCAGCUCCAGUCUUAUCUAAUGGUGCAGCAGCUAAUCAAGCUGUUAGUACUACUUCAGUUUCCUCACAGAAUGCUAUACAGCCUCUAUUUGUAUCUCCACCUACACACGGCAGGCCAGUGAUUGCCUCACCAUCCUAUCCAUGCCAUUCUGCUCCUAUUCCUCAUGCUGGUGCCUCUCUACCACCACCACCACCACCACCACCACCACCACCACCACCACCACCACCACCACCACCACCUCCUCCUCCUCCUCCUCCUCUUGAUGUGGGAGAGGCUUCAAACUUACAACCACCACCACCACUACCACCUCCACCUUAUUCCUGUGAUCCAAGUGGCAGUGAUUUGCCUCAAGAUACAAAAGUUUUGCAGUACUAUUUCAAUCUAGGAUUACAGUGCUAUUACCACAACUACUGGCACUCCAUGGUCUAUGUGCCACAGAUGCAGCAGCAGCUUCAUGUAGAGAAUUAUCCAGUCUAUACUGAGCCACCUCUGGUAGAUCCAGCCAUUCCUCAAUUUUACAGUGAGGUGAGGAGAGAAGAUGGCACACAGGCGGAAGCAUCAGCAAAUGAUACUUUUCCGAAUGCUGAUCCUUCAUCUGUCCCUCAUGGAGCAGUCUAUUAUCCAGUAAUGUCAGAUCCCUAUGGGCAGCCACCUUUGCCAGGUUUUGACUCCUGCCUCCCAGUUGUGCCAGAUUAUUCCUGUGUUCCCCCCUGGCAUCCAGUUGGUACAGCAUAUGGUGGUUCUUCUCAAAUUCAUGGUGCUAUAAAUCCUGGGCCAAUUGGCUAUCUUGCUCCAUCUCCCCCAGCUUCUCACUAUGUACCUCAGGGUAUGUAAGAUCCAGCAGUAUGAAGUAUUCUUGCACUGCCAUUUUCUUGCUGUUUUUGUUUUUAGAAAGUUUUUUAUGUUAGUGGUUAAAUGAUUUAGGUGAUUAGUGUUUACUAUUGUAUUUGUCUUUAAAAUUAUUUUACCUUUUGAUUUAAAAUAGUACUUUAAAAUAAAGGGAUAUUAUUUUGGGCUGUGACUAAGGAAAUUGAGAUGGAUGUACAACUAGCCCCAUAUUGAGCAUACUUCAUUGUAUUCAGCUGUUUUCCUGUCAGCCAUUUGUCAGCUUUAUAUUAGCUGAUGGUACCAAUUGAUAAAAUGAAUAUAAAGUAUUUCAUUGGUUCAGAGAUCACACAUCAUAUUAAACCAUGCAGAAUUGGAAUAACUUGAACUUUUUUCUAGAAAGUAAAACCAAGAGCCUUUGCUUCUGGGUAACUCACUUAAUAUUAAAUUAAAGAGCUCUUCAGGUUUCUUGAGAAUUGUCUGAAGCCAGUUGCAUUCUGUGAUAUCAGUUUUGAAGGCACAUGGUUCUCUGCUUUAGAUUUAUCCCAUACGCUAUUGUUUAAUACUGGAUGUAUGUAAGUGUUUUACUGCACUGUAUUGAAUUGGUGUCUUUUGCACAGUUAGCAGUAAAUAAAAAAUAGCAUUUAAAAUUGCCAAAA